UUUCUUUAAGGGAACGUGGCUUUCCCCGCCGCGUCCGUCUUCCUGUCUGCGUUUCUGCGGCGGCGGCCGGAGCCGGAGUCGGACCCCGAGCGCAGCGUCGCCAUGGACUCGGCCCUCAGCGACCCGCAUAACGGCAGCGCCGAGGCAGGCGGCGCGGCCAACGGCACGGCGCGGCCGCCUUCCACGCCCGAGGGCAUCGCGCUGGCCUACGGCAGCCUCCUGCUCAUGGCGCUGCUGCCCAUCUUCUUCGGCGCCCUGCGCUCCGUGCGCUGCGCCCGCGGCAAGAACGCCUCGGACAUGCCGGAGACCAUCACCAGCCGGGACGCCGCCCGCUUCCCCAUCAUCGCCAGCUGCACGCUCUUGGGGCUCUAUCUCUUUUUCAAAGUUUAUUUUCCCAGUAAAAGUUGCACAGGCUCAGUGUUGAAAACCUGGAAAACACAGAAAAGUAAAAAGGGGAAAACAGCAGUCCUCCAAAACCCCACCACCAGAGACAAUCACAGGUUCCCUGUGGAGAUAUUUUCCCAGGAGUACAUCAACCUCUUGCUGUCCAUGUAUUUCUUCGUGCUGGGGAUCCUGGCCCUGUCCCACACCAUCAGCCCCUUCAUGAAUAAGUUUUUUCCAGCCAACUUCCCAAAUCGACAGUACCAGCUGCUCUUCACACAGGGCUCUGGGGAGAACAAGGAAGAGAUCAUCAAUUAUGAGUUUGACGCCAAGGACCUGGUGUGCCUGGGCCUGAGCAGCAUUGUGGGCGUCUGGUAUCUGCUGAGAAAGCACUGGAUCGCCAACAACCUCUUUGGCCUGGCCUUCUCCCUCAACGGGGUGGAGCUCUUGCACCUGAACAACGUCAGCACCGGCUGCAUCCUGCUGGGCGGGCUCUUCAUCUAUGACGUCUUCUGGGUAUUUGGCACCAACGUGAUGGUGACAGUGGCCAAGUCCUUUGAGGCACCAAUAAAACUGGUGUUUCCCCAGGACCUGCUGGAGAAGGGCCUCGAAGCAGACAACUUCGCCAUGCUGGGACUCGGAGAUAUCGUCAUUCCAGGGAUCUUCAUUGCCUUGCUGCUACGUUUUGACAUCAGCUUAAAGAAGAACACCCACACGUACUUCUACACCAGCUUCGCAGCUUACAUCUUCGGCCUGGGCCUUACCAUCUUCAUCAUGCACAUCUUCAAGCACGCCCAGGGCACCAGCCACAGAGAAGCCACCUUUGAAUUAAUCAGAAGAGCUGUUUAUGGACCACUUACUCUGUGCCAGCCUGCUCUUCUGUACUUGGUCCCCGCCUGCAUCGGCUUUCCUGUCCUGGUGGCGCUGGCCAAGGGAGAAGUGACAGAGAUGUUCAGUUAUGAGGAGUCAAAUCCUAAGGAUCCAGCAGCAGUGACAGAGGGAUCCAAAGAGGGAACAGAGACCUCGGCGUCGAAGGGGCUGGAGAAGAAGGAGAAAUGAGGCGGCCAGUGCCUGACCCUCUGCGGGCCGGGCCAGGCAGCGGGGACAGACGAGCACAGGCCUGCUCGGGCAGAGGGCACAGGAGGCCUGGCAGCUCCGGGAGCGGGGCCUCCCGUGGCCUGGUUCCCUCUCCCCGCUUCUCUGGCCUUCCUCUGCCCCUUCACGUCCCCUGCAGGCAAAGAAAGCCCCCAACCUCCCCCCGCUCCUAGAGGCCAGGUGGGGAAAGUGGGUCUGGUUUUUAGAUUUUUGUAUUGUGGACUGACUUUGCCUUACAUUAAAAAUUCAUCCCAUUGCCCGGGCAGGCCACCAUGCCCCUGGAGGGGUUCUCUGCACCCAGCAUCUUGCAUUGACUUUACUAGCUCUCACCCUCCCACCCAGAAACUUCCCUGCAAGCCCCUUCCUGGGGACGGUGAACUCUUAACCUGGGAGAGAGGCCCUGACCUCCAGGUCCUUCCAUCCUCUUUGGGAGGUCCACCCAGUGCCUGGCCAACUCAGCACCCCAUGGAUGCCCUCUUGCCAGCAGAGGGGGCCCACGAGCCUGCCUUCAGUUCCCCACCCUCUGAGUUCUCCUUGCCACUUCCAACAUUUGGGGGCUAUGAGGCUGGGGGCAAGUGCUGUAUGUGUCACCCACCUACCCCAGCAAGUCCUCAAGGAGAGUAUGGAAAAGCCAACCCGACUUAGCAAGGGGACCGGUAUCUGCAAAGCUAGAGAAAUGUGCAGGGCCUUGUGGACCCCGGGGAUUAGUUCUGAUUUUAUUUGCAGGCUGGCAGGAGCCCACUUCCCCAGGCCUGAUGUCCAUAUGGCUUCAGCUGGAGAGCACUUGGACUCCAGGUCACCCUGUAGAUCAAGCCCCCGUCAUUCCUAUUGUGCUCAUUCCCUGGGUUCUUCCCAAAAUGACUGCAAGGCCAGAAGGAUCCUGUUGCUAGAAACCACCCACUCCACUCCCACAUGGGGGCCAGUCACAGCACAAGGGCCAGGGCCCCAGAGAGGCUGCCGUGGGAGGACAUGAGGCCCAGUGCUCCUGGAGGUGAUCCAGGCCCAAGAGCUGGAGAUCCCAGAGCCGGGGUUGCUGCAGACAGCAAGCAGCCCAGGCCUACAGGCGAACCUCCAGUGGACCAGGCGAGGCAUGGGCACAGCCCUUCUCUGUCUGCCUGGUGUGGGCUCACUGCGUGGAGAAGCGAGUGGAAGGGGGUGACCACUGGUCUGAGACUUCCAACCCCCAGCCCAGAGCUCUCUCCUGCCCAAGCUUUGGGUUCAAAGGCUGGGAAAACAGUGGCUUCCAGACAUUUUGGAGGUGGCCGGAAGUCAAGUAUGAGCAGAGGAUAGGAAGUAUCUGUGUAAUGAUCACACCUCCAUAUAGGAUCUCCCUUCAUUUCUGUCUUACGCUCCUGGUGCUAGUCCUAGGCCCCUUGUGCAAAUCGAGGUGGGUCACCUGUGGAUAUGGACUGGGCAUCCAAGCAAUCCACACUGAAUGCCGAAGUUCCUAAGGACUAUGUGACUCUCCUCUAGCCCCCAGGCUGGCGUCACUGAUUGCUGUUCUGGGCACCUUUGAGAUGGCCACCCAAUUUCUCUGGGCCUACAGGGAAGGAAAGAAAGGGUAGGAAAUCUCAGAGGUUUCUCUCAGCCACGGGGUCCCCUUCAGGGGCUUCUUGGAUCCCCCCCGCCUCCUGCUGCCUCCAGAGGGGAGGCCGUGUGGUCCUGGAACAAGGCCCUUCUGAGGGCAGCAGAUGGGGCAGGCAGCCCAGGCACACAGCAGGGUUGGCUCCGCGGCCCAGGGCCCACAAAGGCCUCAUUGAGUCACCGCCGGCCCCCGGCGGAGGCUGAGGUGGCAGUGGCGCCGGGCGCCUGCCACCUAAUGACCGUCCUGGCCCGGCCAGAUGUUCCACAGACCUCGGCAGCGGCCAUCCAGGGCCCGCCCGGCCAGCCGGCACCACAGAGGCCACUCUAAUUCCAAUUAACCAGCUUCAGCUGAGCAAACAGCGGGCAGCGGUGGCCCAGCCCGGGCGGUAGGCCCGGCCCGCAGAGCCUCCGAGUCUAGACUCCAGAUGUGAACCGCCACCGCCAGAGUCCCAUGGAAAGAUGGCACCAGGCCGGCACGGACGGGGCCUGCUCGCAGGAGAGGUAGGGGUGGGUGGCUGGGCAGGGCAGGGGUGGGCCUGGUGCCAGCCUCACCCUGGGGUGAGGGUGGAUUCUUGAGAAACUGCUCCAAAGCCCCCAAGUUCUGUCCCUGAGAGAGGAACCAUUCCGGGGGGGGGGGGAACCCCCAUCUCGGUAGCGGGGGUUCCAACAGGGAAGGCGUGCCCCGUGGAGAGCCCUAAUACAAUUUCGUUUGUAUUUCA
This is a messenger RNA of Suricata suricatta (meerkat), 3779 nucleotides long. It is a transcript of the gene HM13, whose product is annotated as histocompatibility minor 13. NCBI's taxonomy places the organism in Eukaryota, Metazoa, Chordata, Mammalia, Carnivora, Herpestidae. Bases 103 to 1440 code for a protein of 445 amino acids. The record is from RefSeq and is a predicted model, not a curated record. The transcript is spliced from 14 exons. Gene Ontology annotation, cellular component: cytoplasmic side of endoplasmic reticulum membrane; lumenal side of endoplasmic reticulum membrane; membrane. Gene Ontology annotation, biological process: membrane protein proteolysis. Gene Ontology annotation, molecular function: aspartic endopeptidase activity, intramembrane cleaving.